AUAAAGAAAUACUUUCCCUUUUCUCCAUACUCACCUAUUGCCCUCGAUAUUUGAUAUUUUCCCUAUGCGUACCUGACGAUAACUCCCAUCCAUCUUUCACAAUGGCAAUGCUCGCUUCGAAGUCGUCUUUCCCGGCUUCGCUGGCCUCGUCGGGUUCUACUUUGGUUCCCGGCGCACAGUCAUCUAACAUGCCCCCCGCGAGGAGAUCCCCCGCUGUCCUCGCUGCUGGUCAAGCUUACGCUAGCCCAACCGAGUCCGAGUUUUCUGAUCUCGAAGGGCCUGAUGCAGUCAAGAAUUGGACGGAGGACCAAGUCUGCGAAUAUCUAAGGAGUGUUAAGUGUGGGGAGUAUGAGAAACUAUUUAGGAGAAACAACAUCAAUGGCGAAAACCUACUGGAGAUGGAUAAGGAGGUUCUGAAGGAAAUGGGCAUCGACAAGGUUGGCGAUCGAGUUCGACUAUUCCUGGGCAUUAAGAAGCUUAGAACCAAGGCUUAUGCGAACCAGACGAGACGCAACCGGGAUUCUUUCGGGGUGCUUGAUUCCCAAUACACCCCUUCAUCAUUAGGAUCACCGCGACGUUUCUACGCUACGAAGCGUGCCAUGACCGCCCCAGCUGACAGGAGAUAUUCUCGACAGAUUGAUAUGUCGAGCCUAGCCAUGAACCCAAUGACCGAGCUUGCGAAGUCAGCCUCAAGGCCAACCUCCCCAAUGCCUGGUACCGAUCGAUCCACAGGACGGCAUGCAUACCAACAGAACCAAUCGCAUACACCAAAUUCUAUUGGCCGUGGGCCUACUUCACCGACUAUGCAGGGUCGUCUGGUAAUGACCCAUACGAGAAAUACUUCCAGUCAGGAUGGUUCGCUGAUGGCUGCUUUACCACAGGGUCAAGAUGUCAUCCGCGUCAUCUCCACCGGCGGUGGUACGAAAGUUGUUAAGAUCGCGGACUGCAACACAUGCGAAGAGGUUAUGCGGGUGACACUACGAAAAUUUGCGUUACGAGAAGAUCAUGACCGAAACUAUUGUUUCUGGGUAUUAGCCGGCAUAGACCCCGAUCCUACGCAAUGCCGUCGUCUCGGCGAUACCGAACUAUGGCGUAUCAUUAAGGAUCAGAAGCGGCCGGAGAGAAACCGUCUAAUUCUCCGAAGAGUGCCUUCCGGAGAGCCUGGAGAGCCCGAACUACAAAGGGCCGCAUCUAUCGCCAUGGAAGAGGCGCAGCAAAAUCAUACUGCAGCACUGGGUAAUAUUCAAGGCAAGAAAAGCCAACUCAAGGUAGAGAGUGUGAUGGGUGAGCCCUGGAACGAGGGGCUGCAGCAGCCGUUGUCGCCAAUAUCGACCCGCGAUCGUGAGAGAAACUUGCAUAUUGCUGCUAUGGACCUAGAACGGCCUGCCUCCAACGAUGCGCAGGUCACCCCGAGGAGGAAAGGUGUUCUGAGGCCAUUUGGUGGUCUGAGACCACCGAGCGAGUUAAUUACCUCCGAUCUCACUUCAUACUUCCCUGAUCACCCAAGGGAGGAUAUUGACAGGACAGCCCGUUUAUCCAUGCGCAGGUCUACGCGUUUGAGCAAGGUAAACAGCCGACUUAGCGUUGCUAGCAACCUUAGUUUCGCAUCGAGCAUCCAAGAUGCGCCGCCCAUUCCAACCAUUGCGGAUACUUGGUUGAAUAGCGGUCAGCUCGCCAAGGUUAGGGCUCGUGACAACCAAGGCCGCAUGCCACACCCCUUCCGAGACUCUAUCGCCUCGUCGGUCCUUGACACCCUGCAAGAGGAGUCUCCAAUCGAGCCGAAUCGUAAAUCUUACGUUUCAUUCGCGGAUAGCAGUUCUGAUAGCAACCCGGUCAGCAUCACAGACCCAGAAGGACAUGUUCGCCAAAGCUAUUUCGACGAAACUAGCACACAGGGCUCUGGCUCUCUCAAAGAAAUUACUCAAGCCCUGAGUGAGGAUGGUGAAGAUGCUGACGAGGAACUCCAGAGCUUCUUAGCUGGAGAGUCCUGGGAUGACAACAAGUGGAUGAAAGGUGCCUUAAUCGGCCAGGGAUCAUUUGGUAGUGUAUAUCUGGCCUUACAUGCCGUGACUGGAGAACUCCUUGCCGUCAAGCAAGUCGAGACACCCUCUCCCGGUGCCAAUAGUCAGUCAGAUACUCGAAAGAAGAGCAUGAUCGAGGCACUCAAGCGCGAAAUUAGCCUGCUCCGGGAUCUUCGACACGCCAAUAUCGUACAGUACCUCGGAUGCAGUUCAUCUUCUGAGCACCUUAACAUUUUUCUCGAGUAUGUCCCUGGUGGCUCUGUUCAGACGAUGCUCAAUUCGUAUGGCGCUCUGCCGGAACCCUUGGUCCGCAGCUUUGUUAGGCAGAUUCUGAACGGACUAUCGUACUUGCACAACCAAGAUAUCAUCCACCGCGAUAUCAAGGGCGCCAACAUCCUUGUCGACAACAAGGGCACAAUCAAGAUCUCCGACUUUGGGAUUAGUAAGAAGCUAGAAGCCUCGAAUAUUCUCAACGGUGCCAACAACAACAAGCAUAGGCCCUCCCUCCAGGGCUCUGUGUUUUGGAUGGCCCCUGAAGUGGUAAAACAGACUUCGUACACCCGUAAGGCCGACAUAUGGUCCCUUGGUUGCUUGGUUGUCGAGAUGAUGACUGGAACACACCCAUUCCCCGACUGUAGCCAGCUACAAGCCAUCUUCAAGAUCGGCGGUGGCAAGGCUGCCCCAACUAUACCAGAAAGUGCGAGCCCCGAGGCAACCACUUUCUUAAGCCAGACUUUCGAGAUAGAUCACAACCUGCGCCCCAGUGCAGAUGAGCUUAUGCUUAGUCCAUUCUUGGCUCCUAUCACCUAGGGGGUGUGGGAUUCUUUGAUCUAGCCUUUCGUUCUAGACAGUUCUUUCUC
Messenger RNA from Hypoxylon fragiforme, 2881 nucleotides. Its product is annotated as kinase-like domain-containing protein. Gene Ontology annotation, biological process: protein phosphorylation; signal transduction. Gene Ontology annotation, molecular function: protein binding; protein kinase activity; ATP binding. The record is from RefSeq and is a predicted model, not a curated record. The coding region runs from base 102 to 2831 and encodes 909 amino acids. NCBI's taxonomy places the organism in Eukaryota, Fungi, Ascomycota, Sordariomycetes, Xylariales, Hypoxylaceae. The transcript has 2 exons.